AUGAAGCUCACAAUACUCCUACCAUUGAUUCCUUUGGCUCUUGCAGUCCCAGCACCUCUGGAAAGGCGUGCAAAUCCCACCGUUAUUGCUCCUUCACCUCAAGCUACGGUUGCUGGCACCAGCAUCGCGAAUGUUGAAUCUUUCAAAGGCAUACCAUAUGCACAGCCUCCGAUUGAUCAGCUGCGACUGAAACCACCUCAGCCAUUGACUUCCUCCCUAGGAAAAGUCGAUGGCACUGGCAUUCCGAAAGCAUGCCCACAAUUCUUCUUCAGCAUAGACGAGAGGAACAUUCCAACCAACGUUCUAGGAACCAUAUUGAAUCUGCCACUCCUUCAAACCGUUACCAAUGCCGGAGAAGACUGCCUCACUGUCAAUGUUCAGCGGCCAGCUGGUACAAAGGCUGACGCCAAACUUCCCGUACUAUUCUGGAUAUUCGGUGGUGGUUUCGAACUUGGAUCUACUGCAAUGUACGACGGAGCCAGUCUUGUAGCCGAGUCGGUUGCUCAAGGCAAGCCCAUCGUCUUUGUUGCGGUAAACUACCGCGUGGGCGGGUUUGGCUUCAUGCCCGGAAAAGAGGUGUUGGAAGAUGGUUCAGCCAACCUGGGGCUUCUCGACCAAAGGCUGGGCCUACAGUGGGUCGCAGAAAACAUAGCUGCAUUUGGAGGUGAUCCCGAGAAGGUGACAAUCUGGGGUGAGAGUGCAGGUGCUAUUUCUGUACUAGAUCAGAUGAUGCUGUACGACGGCGACAAUAGCUACAAGGGGAAGCCCCUCUUCAGAGCUGGUAUCAUGAACUCGGGCUCGAUAGUGCCAGCCGAUCCCGUGGACUGCCCCAAGGGUCAGGCUAUCUACAAUAGAGUUGUCGAAGCAGCUGGAUGCGCUGGCUCCGCCGAUACUUUGGCAUGCCUCCGUACAGUUCCAUACACGAAAUUCCUCAAUGCCGCAAAUACUGUUCCUGGUAUCUUGAGCUACUUUACAGUCAAUCUUUCCUAUCUACCACGACCAGAUGGAAAAGCCCUAACAGCAUCCCCCGAUGCCCUUGUCAAGGCUGGAAAGUACGCCAAGGUGCCCUUCAUUGUUGGCGACCAAGAGGAUGAGGGUACCCUUUUUGGCCUUUUCACUUCGAAUCUUACCACCACCAGUGAGGUCACGACGUAUCUCUCAACUAUCUUCUUCAACAAUGCUUCGCCAGCGCAAGUUCAACAAUUGGUUGGCAGUUACCAAACUAUCACGGAGGACGGAUCACCUUUCCGAACUGGCCUCCUCAACAACUACUACCCGCAGUUCAAGCGCAUUUCCGCUAUCCUCGGCGACGUGACAUUCACUCUUACACGUCGCGUUUUUCUAGAAGUCGCUGCGCAAGUCAGCCCUAGUGUGCCGUCAUGGUCCUACCUUGCGACGUACGAUUAUGGCACGCCUAUCCUAGGGACAUUCCAUGGCUCGGAUAUCCUUCAAGUCUUCAAUGGUAUCUUGCCAAACAACGCCGCCAAGUCUAUCAGGGGUUACUAUUACUCCUUCAUCUACAACUUGGAUCCCAAUGAGGGAAGUGGACUGAUGAACUGGCCAAGGUGGAGUGAAAGCAAGAAGUUGGUGAACUUUGGCGCGAACAGCAACAGCUACCUGAACGAUGACUUCAGAAGUGAUACAUAUAAUUUCUUGAAGGAUAACGUAGCGAGCUUGAGGGUUUGA
Alternaria postmessia is the source of this 1686-nucleotide messenger RNA. RefSeq lists its product as uncharacterized. Bases 1 to 1686 code for a protein of 561 amino acids. NCBI's taxonomy places the organism in Eukaryota, Fungi, Ascomycota, Dothideomycetes, Pleosporales, Pleosporaceae. The record is from RefSeq and is a predicted model, not a curated record. The transcript is spliced from 2 exons.